This is a messenger RNA of Phytophthora nicotianae INRA-310, 1680 nucleotides long. RefSeq lists its product as hypothetical. The record is from RefSeq and is a predicted model, not a curated record. The transcript has a single exon. NCBI's taxonomy places the organism in Eukaryota, Oomycota, Peronosporomycetes, Peronosporales, Peronosporaceae. Bases 169 to 528 code for a protein of 119 amino acids.
AUAUCAUUGUAGGUAUUAACGGAACUCAUAUUGUGAGUUCUACUCCAAAUUUCCAACGCGAGCCAACUAAACCGCUCCAGCACAAUCUCCGGCCAGUCGAGCAAGCCUAUCCAAGAGCAUACUUUAGCUUACACAAUAGGUUUCCUUUGCAAUCUUUGAUCGGCAAACAUGAGCGAAGGAAAUGAGGCUAGAGAAGCGGUGGCGACAAUCACAAGAGGUGGGACGCAAAGCCUAUCAGAGGGCUCUACUGUGUGUGUUGCUGGCCCCCAUUUGCCCUCUCCACAGCAUCCAGAUGAAAGUCCCUCGCGAGCACCACUGCUUGCUCGAACGCCAACUCGCGUCUCGCCAUAUCCGUUGCGACUUCGGACACCCCCUCAAGCACUGACACCGCCUCUACACCCUCAUUCACGAACGUCACCACCGCAAGGCCCGUCAGUAUCCCGAAGGGUGACGGCAUCUCAACUGGAGUCUGAUCAAUUCCAACUGGUUGUCAAACGCCAUUGUCAAAAACUCACUUGGACAACGUGAAAUCUCUGGUGAAACGCUAAACAACUUUCUGGCUGAGAGAUCCACCUUCCAGGACAUCCUACGCAAGCUUUGGGAGAAGUUCAGCCAUCGAAUCAAAGGUCGGGCCGUCAAAGUGGAGGAUGUUUGGACUAUGGAGCCAUCGACGAUGUCUGAUUAGACUAAGCUCAUGCAGUUUAAGUGCAACAAUCACAUAGUUGACAAUGAAAAGACCGAGGAUGCCUGGAACCUCUGGAUGUCCUCGCGACGUAGGAAGACAAUCAAGCUCAUAAUUUACGCGUACGAGACAUCCAUCACAAAGGCGAGGGACCUUGAAUCGUUUGCAGCAGCAUGAGUACGACCUCUUGCAACUGAGCUCGCAGGUGCAGCGGCCGAGAGCUCGCUUCGCGACGUAGUCUCGCAGCCUUAGUCGCGUUGGAAGUCCAGUUUUCGCGCAGAGACUACUGUGUGGCGAAUGUGGGCGACCCACAUCACACGAAAUCUGAAUAAGUCUAAAUGGAGCGAUGCAAUUUCGGAGCCUCCACCAGAGUAUAUUACAAGUCUUCUCAGGCAGACCAAUUCUCAGGCUGAUAGCAGCAGGUAGUCGUCUAGUCAAGAUCAGCAAAAAUGGCGCUAGACUGCGUAAAUGCAUCAAUUUCGCACAGCCAGCAAAUGCGUCAAGAUGUUGAAGACCUCAUACUGCAACAGGAUGCCCAAGAUAAGGCCCUGCUCGCGCGAAAGUCAGUCAUUGAGAAGUUCCUCUAUAAUACCCAUCCGCCCCGCGGCCAGUGACGUGAUUGAUCCACUUACGACAAUUGAAAACGUUGAUGACGUUGAACAUCAAGAUUAAUUUGUCGGUAGGCACGAAGCACUCGCCUUACUUCAACCUAGAACUGCCUGCGUCUCUCAAUAAACCCCAAUUCGUCUUCUACUUCCUCGGGUCCCGUAUCACUACCACAAAGGUCAAUGAUGUGUCGAUUAUCCGUUGCCAUUGGUCCAGUGGAAUCGAAAUGACCCUGGAUUUGCCAGCCACAGCGCUCAAACACUCUCGUCAUACAAUAAACUUCAAACCGGCGAAAUGUUUUCACUACAAACGGUAGUAAAUCUCGUCCGCUUUUCUCGUUGUAAUACCUCCGGAAUGCCUUCUUGAUAUACCCAAACAUGUACUCGAUUGGG